This is a messenger RNA of Lotus japonicus, 2869 nucleotides long. Its product is annotated as disease resistance protein RPM1-like. The record is from RefSeq and is a predicted model, not a curated record. Lineage: Eukaryota; Viridiplantae; Streptophyta; Magnoliopsida; Fabales; Fabaceae. Gene Ontology annotation, molecular function: ADP binding. Gene Ontology annotation, biological process: defense response to other organism. Bases 1 to 2217 code for a protein of 738 amino acids. The transcript is spliced from 3 exons.
AUGAGCAAUCGCAUCAGCGUUCUUCUUCAAUUCUGCGUAAAUCUCCUUCAUUCGUGUGUUGUCUGCCAUGGAGCGGCAGGGCAAGGGAAAACCACCAUUGCCUGGCAACUGUUCAAGGACGAAAAGGUGAUUUGGCCUGCGCGUGACCGUGCAUGGGUCAAAGUGUCUAAGUCAUACACCGUGGAGAAAAUAUUGAGGGACCUGUUGCAGAAAUUCGGCGCCCAACCAAACACUGCUGCCGAACCAAACACUGAUUCAUUGAAAACUGCAGUGCGGGAGUGCUUGCGAGAUAAGAGGUACGUUGUGUUCUUUGAUGAUGUCUGGAACAGGAACUUUUGGGAUGACUUUGAGCAUGUUUUAAUUGAUGAUAAAAAAGGAAGUAGGGUGUUCAUCACAACAACGGAUGGUGAUGUUAUAAAUAAGUGCAAGAGAUCUUCUAUUAUUAAAAAGCAUGAGCUGCAACCUUUAACUGAAAAUAAAUCUCGAGAGCUUUUUUAUAAGAAGGCAUUCUCUCAUUUGGGUGGAGAAUGUCCCCCAAAUCUUGAGGAUAUAUCUUCUGAAAUUGUUGAAAAAUGCAAUGGUUUACCAUUAGCAAUUGUAGCCAUCGGGGGUGUUUUAGCUACCAGAGAGGAAGAUCCAUUUGUUUGGAGCGAUUUUAGUAAAUAUCUAAGUUCAGAACUGGAGAAGGAUCCAAGUUUAACUGCUCUACAGAAGAUUAUGGGGGUUAGUUAUGAUAAUUUGCCUGCCUAUCUCAAACCUUGCUUAUUGUAUUUUGGUAUGUAUCCUGAAGACUAUGAAGUUCAAGGAGAAAGAUUGACUAGGCAAUGGAUAGCUGAGGGGUUUAUCGAGAAGAAAAGAGGAAAAUCAAUGGAGAAAGUGGCAAAAGAGUAUUUAACAGAAUUGAGGCGUAGAAAUGUAGUGCAAGUUGUUGGUGAUUUAACGUGGGAAAGUUAUCAAGUUCAUGACGUGUUGCGUGACCUGAUCCUUAAAAAAUCUAUGGAUUUAGGUUUCGGCCAACAAUUUAUUUCUGAAGUAGAUGAUGAUGAUGAGUCAACCACCUCAAGUGUGAAAAGUCGACGUUUAUCAACAACAACUUAUUCCAAUGAUUUCAUGUCAAGUCCUAAUGACCCAAACAUCCGCUCAUUGCUUUUUUUCAUUGAGGGAAAUGCUCUUGCUGAACUCUUGAGCACAAUCCCUGAGAAAUUCAAGCGAUUGAAGGUACUUGAUUUUGAAGAUGUAAGAUGUCAAUAUGAUGCUCCUGAGGAUUUGAUGACUCUAAUCCAUUUGAGGUAUUUGAGCUUCAAAAAUACAGGAUUGAAGAAUCUUCCAGAAUCCAUUGACAAUCUUAUAUUCCUGGAGACCUUGGAUCUAAGGUUCACAAAAGUGAAAGUGCUGCCAAAGGGAAUCGGAAAGCUUACAAAGCUUCUGCAUCUUCUGGUUGAAACGGGCGAGUUUGCUGCAGACGAGGAUAUUGGAGGCCUGACAUCACUACAAACUCUAAGGGGUGUGACCUUACGUGUUGAUGGAGCACUAGAGCAACUUAAACAGCUAGAAAAGCUGGUGAAAUUAAGAGUUUUGAGACUGUCGAAGGUUAUGAACCAACAUAAAGAAGCUUUAUAUUCCUUAUUAAAUGCAUUGAAACAACACUUGGAGGAGCUGCAUAUUGCAACAAUUCCUGGUCAUGAUGAUGCAUUGAUAUUUGAUUCGCAUUUUCCAGACAUACCUAUGCUUGGAACACUUGUUCUUGGUGGGAUAACAUUUGAUUCGUUGAGUUCAGGAUGUAAAAAUCUUGGUCAGUUGGUCAUGAAGAAGGGCUCGCUAGCUGGUGGUGCAUUCAAAUCAAUCGAAGACUUGAAAAACCUGUCGACUCUCCGUUUAUUUGACACGAAUGCCGGUAGCACUUUGCAUGUUCAUGAUAAAGGGUUCCCGAAUCUAAAGCAUCUAGAACUUUCAGAACUUCCUCAGUUAAAUAUCUUCCGUAUUGAUGAAGGAGCACUGCCUUCUCUGCAAACUCUCAGCUUAGAUUGCAUCUUCACAGAGGUACCGAGCUUCCAACACCUAAAGAAACUUAAACGCCUUGAGGUGUUUAAUUCGUUUGAAUUUGAGGAUGUGAAAAUCAUCGAGCAUGUGCCCCUUGUACAAGUUUAUGAUCAUGAGUCAGAAUUAACUCAUUAUUUCGAGUACGGAAAAAAAGGUAUUGGGCUUCAACUUCAGUGAAGCUCCUUGGAGUUGUUGAUAUUGUUCACCACACCCAGACCUCUAAUGGAGUUGUUGUUUGUGUGUUUUGUUUUUAUGCUUGAAUUAAUUAUUUCCUGCUGCAUAGUUGUGGAUUGCUGGUUUCACUUGGCCUAUUGUCUUGCCUUCUAUUUUAAUGUGGCGCCUUGCAUAGUGGUUUCAAAAUCCUGGUGCUGUUGUUUCUCUCCUUGGCUACUGUUGUUUCAAAAUCUUGAUUUGGGUUUUGUUGCUGUGGGACUGACUUAGCAUGGCGAUUGGCGAAUUAUGGAGCUUGGCGUUUUCAGUUCUGCUUCAUUAUUAUUGAAUGGUGCUUGGGGUUGUUUCAAGUACGGGGAAGUUGCUCAACUUCAUUUGCAGACUAAUUGUUCCUUCACCAUAUUUGUGAUCUACAAGUCACGUUUGAACAUUCAUAGGGUGCUGUUGUGCUCUUUUUAUUGUGCUUUUCUUUCCCUCUGUAUUGCUUAAUUGUUCUUCUUGCCUUGUUUUGGGUUUGUUUUGGUGUUGAGUACUUUUUUUCCUUUUCUAGGGUUUUUCCCAUUGGGUUUUACCUAGGAAGAUUUUAAUGAGGCUCUUUCUAAAGCGGGUGUCUUUUAAGAUAAGUGAUUUCUUUACCCUUUCAUGAGGGGCGUUCUCA